This is a messenger RNA of Paramuricea clavata, 1341 nucleotides long. The record is from the annotation of a GenBank genome assembly. NCBI's taxonomy places the organism in Eukaryota, Metazoa, Cnidaria, Anthozoa, Malacalcyonacea, Plexauridae.
AUGAGUGGAAGCAAUAAUGGUUUGCAGAAAAAAGUGUCUGAUGCUUACCCAAAUGCUGUUUAUGUACAUUGCCGUUCUCAUGUUCUCAAUCUAGCACUUGCAGGCGCUUGCACAGGUAUUGAUAGUGUUCGGGAUUUGUUUGACAAUGUAGCCAAGAUCACAAGUUUUUUGGGAGAUGGUGCUAAAAGAAAGGAAAUGUUUAAACAGAAUGCAGCGACUGAGGCCAAUGACGAAUUAACAGCCUUAUUAACAGAGAGUGGUAAUGAUGACAACGAGGAGGAGGAGGAUGAAGAUGAAAACGACGAUGAUCAUGGCCUUCAUAAGUCAAAUAAGGCAAUCUUAAGAGGAGCAAAGAAGAAAACCGUUCCAAAGCUUUGUCCCACCAGAUGGAGUUCAAGGGUGGAAACCCUAUCUGCCUUGAUGGCCAAGUAUUCGUCGGUCAUGGAAACACUUGAGCAAAUCGCAGCCCAAAGCAAAGGGGAGCCGAGGCACAAUGCCCAAUCAUACAUUCGCCUAAUGGAAACUCCACAGUUUAUCGUAGCACUUGUUGUGGUUCAGUUCAUUCUGAGUUUUACAGCAGCAGUCACCAAAAUACUGCAGGCAAAAGAAUGCAAUCUUGGUGAUGCAUAUGAAGAAGUAAACGGAGCAAAAGAAUGCAUAAGAGCUUCGCGCGCAGAUGAUUCCUGGAUUAAACUGUGGGGAAAAAUUCAGUCGAUAGGAACAGCGCUUGGGAUUGAAAUAACUAAGCCACGAACUGCGGUAAAUCAACGCCACCGUCCAAAUGCUGGUAACGCCAACCAAACAAGUGAAGAUUAUUACAGAAUCAAUGUCUACUAUCCUUUUAUUGAUCGUGUUGUUGAAGAGAUUGAGACAAGAUUCAAAGUCCAGCACAAAGGAUUAAUUGCUGCUCAGUCUCUUGUGCCUGUAUACUUGGAUAGACUAACUGAUUUAAAUAAGAAAGAUUUGAAAGAGUUUUUUGGAAAGUACCUAACUUUCUGCGAAGAAAACAGACUUGAUUCAGAAAUUGUCAGGUGGAAACGAAAAUUCGCCGAUGUUCCUCUCAAGCAGAAGCCUAAAACUGCAUGCGACGCAGCAGUGAAAUGUGAUGCUACAUUUUAUCCAGUGAUCAAUAAAAUCUUGACAAUUUUUUUGACAAUUCCGGUUGGAAGUGUGUGCUGCGAAAGGUCGUUUUCAGCACUCAGACGCCUCAAACUGUGGACGCGAGCCUCGAUGAAUCAAGAACGUUUAAGUGGACUGGCAAUGCUCAUGAUUCAUCGAGACAGUCUGUGUAUCCCAAGGCCAGAAGAUGUGUAUGCGCGGAAAGCCAAUUGGCGCUUAUGA